UUUAUAGAUCAUUAGCUCAGGAGGGUGAAUCUAUAGAAGACUUUUACUCAAAACUCUUAAAAUAUGGAAAAAUGCUUAAUCUUGAUGAGCAACAGAUUAAGGAAAAAUUUCUAAGAGGGUUGUCUUCAGACUUGAAGGAUGAUGUGGAACGCAUUGAUAUACUUGAUAGCAUUGCACCUGUAGAUUGGAUAGAAAAACUCAAAGCUAAAAUUGGCACUAAUAUGCUAGCUUAUGUUGAAAGUUUAUUUACUUCAGCUCUAUCUAUUCAAAAAUCCAAUUUUA
This is a messenger RNA of Racocetra persica, 282 nucleotides long. The record is from the annotation of a GenBank genome assembly. Lineage: Eukaryota; Fungi; Glomeromycota; Glomeromycetes; Diversisporales; Gigasporaceae.